Paramecium sonneborni is the source of this 1112-nucleotide messenger RNA. Lineage: Eukaryota; Ciliophora; Oligohymenophorea; Peniculida; Parameciidae. The record is from the annotation of a GenBank genome assembly.
GUUAAUUUAUAUAAUGGAUUAGGGCACCUUUAAAGCACUUAAAGUAAAAUUAACAGAUUACGAAAUACUUUAAACUUUGGGAACAGGUUCUUUUGGUAGAGUGAGAUUAGCAAAGCAUAAAUAGAAUGGUGAAUAUGUAGCUCUAAAAAUGCUGAAAAAAGCUGAAAUUUUAAGACUUAAAUAGGUAGAUCACAUACUAUCUGAGAAUACGAUUCUUUCUAAUAUUAGUCAUCCAUUUUUAGUAUCAUAUUUUUAUUUAUUAGAUAAAAAUGCUGGGAUUUUUUUAAGAUGAUAGAUAUCUGUAUUUUCUUUUAGAAUAUAUAUAAGGAGGAGAGCUAUUUACAUAUCUUAGAAAUAAGGGUAAACUUGAAAAUGAAGAAGCAUAGUAAAACAUGUAAAUAAAUUAGAUUUUAUGCAUCGUAAGUUGUUUUGAUGUUUGAAUAUCUACACGUAAAAAACAUUGUAUAUAGAGAUCUUAAACCUGAAAAUCUUCUUAUAGGUGCAGAUGGUUAUCUAAAAUUAACUGAUUUUGGAUUUGCUAAAUUUAUUGAUUCUAGAACUUAUACACUUUGUGGAACUCCAGAAUACUUAGCACCUGAAAUACUUCUUAAUAAAGGUUUAAAUUGAAAUUUAUAUUUAAAGGACAUGGUAAACCAGUAGAUUGGUGGUGUUUAGGAAUUUUAAUUUAUGAAAUGUUAGCAGGAAUUGAUCCAUUUAAUGAUGAAGAUCCUAUGGCAAUUUAUUAAAAAAUAUUAAAAGGAAAAGUUAAAUUUCCCAGAAACUUUGACAAGUAAAUUUUAUAUUCUAAAUAAAAUAUAGGGAAGCUAAAAGUCUUGUUAAACAUCUUUUAGUAGCAGAUUUAACAAAAAGAUAUGGAAAUUUAAAAGGAGGAGCAAAUGAUAUUAAAACUCAUAGAUGGUUUUAAAGUUUAGAUUGGGAAUUUUUACUUUAAAAAAAACUGUAGCCAAAAUAUAAACCUGUUGUGAAGUAAAUAUUUAUAAUAUAUGUAUAUUAGAAAUAAAGGUGAUACUUCAAAUUAUUCAACUUAUCCUGAUAGUACAGAAUUACCUAAACCAGUAAAACCAAAUGAUGAUCCAUUUAUUAAUUGGUGA